Crotalus tigris (Tiger rattlesnake) is the source of this 3179-nucleotide messenger RNA. RefSeq names its product asteroid homolog 1 (gene ASTE1). The transcript has 5 exons. The coding region runs from base 112 to 2124 and encodes 670 amino acids. Lineage: Eukaryota; Metazoa; Chordata; Lepidosauria; Squamata; Viperidae. The record is from RefSeq and is a predicted model, not a curated record.
GACGUAGGUAGCGUGGUCCGCCGUAUUUGUCGGGAGCUUAGCCGCUUCCUCCUUUCUAACAGCCGAGAGUUCAAGAACGUUCUGCGCGCAGGGGCACUCCAGCUAAUAAGAAUGGGCAUUCAUGGCCUAACGAGUUAUGUAGGGGAACAUAAUGAAUUCUUUGUUGAUCUGCAGCUGAGAAACACAGAUGUAAUAAUUGAUGGAAAUAAUUUGUAUCAUGGCCUUUACUUUAACUCGAAUCUGGAUAUCCGGCAUGGUGGGGAUUAUGAUUCUUUUACAGAUAUUAUAUGUCAGUUUUUUCAGUCAUUGGCUAUGUGCCACAUACAGCCAUACGUUGUGCUGGAUGGAGGUAAUGAUGCAUCUAAUAAAAAAUUUGCAACCUUAAAGGAACGAGCUCAGGAAAAGAUCCAGGUGGCUCAUUCUCUUUCUCAUGGUGGGAGUGGAAGUGUAUUGCCUUUGCUUGUCAGAGAGGUCUUCAAGCAGAUUCUAACUGAACUACAAGUGCCUUUUGUACAGUCAUUUUCAGAGGCAGACAGGGAUAUUGUAUCUCUAGCCAAUCAAUUGAGUUGCCCUGUCCUAACUUUAGAUAGUGAUUUUUGCAUUUUUGACCUCCAAGCAGGCUAUUGUCCUUUAAAUUAUUUUCAGUGGAAAAACCUUUGUAAAUGUAAAGACUCACAAGACAGCUACAUCCCAACACGGUGUUUCUCAUUAGAAAGAUUUUGUAGAUAUUUUAGCAAUAUGAACAAAACCCUCCUGCCUCUCUUUGCUGUAAUGAGUGGCAAUGAUUAUAUAAAUCUGCCAGUUAUGGAAGUGUUCUUUAGUAAAAUACACCUUCCUAUAGGGAAAUUCCGACGGAGGAGUAGAAAGCAUGACCGCAUUCAGGGACUGCUGAACUGGCUAUCUCGUUUUUCUGAUCUUUCUGAGGCAAUGGAAAGUGUAUUGGAGUAUUUUAAAAAGCAUGAAAAAGAAGACAUACGACAACUUCUCUCUUUUUUCAUGGCAGAAUAUGAACCAUCUAAUGUCAAUCUAAAAGAUUUUUUCCAGAGUGGUAUGUAUGAAUCUGAGGAAAUGAAGAAAUUAAAAUUACCACAGUGGAUUGCAACAGGCUUAAUUAAAGGACAUCUAGCACCAUUUAUUAGUGAUGCUCUUAUAUUAAGAAGAACCAUCCUUCCUGUUCAGGUGGAGAAUAUGCAAAGACGUAGUGCUCAUUCCAUAACUCUGCCAAUCAGACAAGUUAUUUAUUGGUUACUGUUGAAUAUUUCACCAAGUUCAGUUAGUCCCUCUUUGAACAAAGAGCCAACUUCAGAAUUUCCUCCUGUCUUCUAUGAAUUUGAUAGACUCCAAAAUUCACUCAAGAAAUCAUCUGUUCGUGUAGCAGAAUUGGCACAGAAAUUUCCAGACAGUUGGUAUGCUUUGGCUACAUUAAAUGAGGCACCCAUCGCAGAGCGUCUGCUAUUUUUGUUUGAGACGUUAGGAGUGUCAACCAGUAUCCUUGAACCAGUUCCUUGUUUGCUGCAGCUCCCUAUGGCUGUAACCUGUUACUGGACCAAGUUUUCAGAACCAAAAGUGACACUACAGCACAUCAAGGCUUUACUACUUGGAAUAACAUUUGGGGAAUUAGAUAAGAUGUUGCACAUUCCAGAUUCUGAAAGACCACAUGCUGAGGUCAAUAAAAUUGUACAUGACCAGUUCUUGAAAUGGAAAGAAAAAAAAUCCCCAAAAGAUGCUUUGGAAUUAGAUGUUGCACACACUUUCUGCCAAUGGCAGUGCUGCCUGCAAGCAGGAUUAUAUCUCAACCAGCUGCUUUGUAGUCCUCUCCCUGAGCCGGAUCUUACACGGCUUUAUAAUGGGACCCUUAUCCAUAGAUUGUAUCAUCAGCUUAAUUCCAGUUCCAUGCCAGAGAACCUCCUCAGUACAUCCCCAAAGAUGUAUGAGCUUUACUGCAGCAUGGUACAGAUAGUUAAAGAUUCAACGCCACCAGGUUUCUUUCAGAAGUCAAAAUCCCAAAGGAAAAAGGACAAGAAAAUUAUUAAUAAAUUGCAAGCUACACGAGAAAGCACUAUGAUGGACACUCUACCUUUCUGUAGUAUUAACAGGUUUGCAACACUGGCAAUUGAGAACUGAAAGCCCAGUAUUCCAGACUGGUUGUUAAUAUUUAUCUGUCUUUGGGUUUGAGAAGGUAUUUCUCAAAAGAAUUGGAGAAGUAAUGCUAUUACAAUGGAUUUACUCCUUCAGUAAAUCAGGAACAGGGAAAAUUGCUGAAUUGUUUUUAAUAAUUGUUAAUUUUUCAGAAGACAUUUUAAAAAACUAAUCUUACCUUGAAAAGGUUUCUGAAAGAUAUUUCAAAGAUGCCUCUCUAUUUUUCAUUGUUUCGUUGUAUAUGUUUAUACGUUUAACGAAAUUAUUCACCUUAUUUAUGUUGUAAUAAUACCUAGAUAUUUUGAUUUUUUGUUUUACAUAGCUUGUAAAUCUUACUGAAUUGUAAGACUAGAAUGGGAUAAAAUAAUGAGGAAAUAGUGAAAAACAGAACCAUUGCAAAAGAGAAAUCUUAAUCCAGAAGUGUGGGCAAGAUUGAGGAAGAGAUUGAAAGCAACUCUGCCAUAAUCACAUUAGGUAUAAGUUGAUCUGAAGAAUUAUUUUGACAGGCUCUCAGCUCUCUGUUACAUUACCCUACUAGCAGUAAAGCUCUUUUCAGAAAUCCAAGUGAUAAUUGUUUUCCAAGUUUCACAGAUUAAAAAAUGAAUAAAUAAAAUAUAGAAGUCUGCUUUUUAAAGGCUUUUAAAGAAAGAUAAGAAAUCUGAGUAUCAAAAGUUUCUGACAUACAGGAAAGAUUAUAUGGUUUAAAAUUAUUUUGCUGAAUGAAAUAAAAGCGUACACUAAUAGUGGUUUCUAUCAGCCAUUCAAAAUUAAUCAGGAAAAAAACCCACAAGCACUAGUGGAACUCUAUUUACAAGAUAAAAUAACAAACUUGUGCCAUGGACAGAAUUCCUCUCCUUUUUAUACAGACAGAAUCAAAGUGAGGUAAUUUUAAGUUGCUUGUUUACCCUCUUUUCUCUUUUGGAGCUAAGCUGCUAUUUAUGUAACCACUCUUGCAUUCCCCCCCCUUCAAGGUUAUGUUCAUAGUCCAAUAAUGUAUCUCUGUGAAGUCAAAUAUAAUAAAUCCAUCUCUAUAAUCAAAA